AUGUCUGCUCUCGACCAAAUCAUGAUGGAAGAUAUUGCUCGGAAUUGCCCGCAGCAGUUUCUUGCCUUCCACCAAUGCAUGUCCAAACCGCCGUCCGAGGCCGACUGUGUUCUUGAACAGAAAAACCUCAGUCUGUGCAUCAAGACCAGUGUCCCUGUCUUCCAAAGAAUCCAGGGUCUUUGCGCCGGAAAACUUCAGGCAUACGAAGCUUGCUUGAGAAUGAAUGCGUCCAACCAAGGCGCUUGUGAAGGCGACCUCAAAUCGUUGCGGGACUGCGCUCUGGGUGCUGUGGCAAAAUAA
Molecule: messenger RNA, 300 nt
Organism: Clavispora lusitaniae ATCC 42720
Lineage: Eukaryota; Fungi; Ascomycota; Pichiomycetes; Serinales; Metschnikowiaceae
Biological process (GO): cellular respiration
Cellular component (GO): mitochondrial intermembrane space
Source: RefSeq, a predicted model, not a curated record